AUAUAAACUAUGUAUAGAACAGUACCAUAUAUACGCUAGCGUCCGUCGUUUAUUCUCGAAAUAUAUUAGUACAGUGCCAGUGAGUGGUGUUCGGUGAUCGUUCUAUAGUUUUUUUUACUGUUAUCCUGUUAUCUAUCGAGCAACAAUUACUCAGAUAACCAUUAGCAUGAAGAUGAAGUUCACCACAUUACGUCACUAUGUCAGAAACAAAAAUCUCGACGUUCCAUGCUUCCUGAGUGACUGUAAUCUUGUCAUCGAUGGAGACAGCUUCUUCAAAGACAGCUACAGAAGCAGCUGGUGCCAGUUCAUCUUGGGACCAGACUGCGAUAAAUACGCAGACCAUAUCAUGAAAAGAUUAAAGACUUUCAUUGAUAGCAACGUCAAAUGCUCCGUCAUCUUCAGAGGCAGCUACAAACAUGACCUCGAUAAAAGGAAAGAAAUACAGCAAAAUAUCAUUGACGCACGCUUAGAGCCAAAUAUAGAUCAUGUAGAAUAUUUCACACCGGCUCUCGUGAACGCCGUUCAAAAACAAGUUCUAGAAAAGAUGAAUAUCAAAUAUUUUGUGUGCGAACAAGAUUCUCUAGGAGCCAUUGUAAGUGUUGCCAAAAAGUUUAAGUGCCCCGUUCUUACGGAUAAUUUAGAAUACAGUUUGUUCGGCGUAUCUUGCAUUCCGGCGAAUUCUGUAGAAUACAAUAACAGUGAAACGAAAUUAAAGUGCAGAAUCUAUGGGCAUGAGGAAGUUAAAGCUGCUUUCGGAGUUUAUAAUAAAAUGCCAAUUUUGUUAGCAUUGCUCAACGAAAGUGGCGACUAUCUGGACAGUCUUAUGGAAAUAAUUCAAUACGUAGGGAGUGACGUGGUGGGGCCCGUCGUUAGGUGGGUCAAGCAGCAACGGGAAGCAACCCUCUUCAGCAAAGUAGCAAACAGCAUCGACGAUGAAGACCAAAACCGAAUAUUUAAAGAAGUCUAUGAGAAGAUCCAGAUAAUAUAUUUUUAUCCUUUGCAUCUUGCUGUGAAGUACUUUCAAAGGGACAGGGCUCAUGAUCUAUUAAGAGAUGACAAGAAAUGGUUAGCUAAAGCAGUCGCUAGCGGGAAGAUAGAACUUCCUUAUGUGACCCUGAAGAAAAGUGGCUUUAUUCGCGGAUCUACGUUGAUGUUCGACUGUAAACAACCUGAUGCCUUAUUGCCAGCCAUAGACAUCAUCGCAUAUAGCCACUGCCUGCUAACCAAUUCUCAAUUAUCGAACAUUACACUCCUUCAGAGGAAUGGUAGAAAAAGUUCGGUAAAGAAAAUUGAAACUCAUUGGAAUACAGAGAUAUCCAAUAGAGCUUUGUUUACGAAGUACCGUGUUGGUAAGAAAUUGAAAACGAAUACGCCCCAGGCUUUCGACCAUUUUCUGAAGGAAGUUUUACCAGAGCAUGAUUUCAAAGACUUAUUGCAGACGGUACCUGAAAGUUGCAGGAUUUUGAUUAUAACUUUAGUCUAUUAUAUCGUGAAGAAAAAUAAGGACUUCGUGAAUGGUGCUUACUGCAUUCUUCUCUCGUACUUUAUGCUUGGCCCAGUGUCUAAAAAUAAAAACUCUUUGAAGCAAAAUAUUCUUAUUACAAAGGCUUUGCCAAGCACUAAGGAUAGCGAAAUUUUCUACAACGGAUUACAAUUUUUAUUUGACAAGGUUAAUUUAAGAUUAAAGUAUGAUAGUGCAGCUGUUCAUAGAUUCUCUGAAUUUAUACAUUGUCUACAACAUAUGAAUUAUUUAAACAAGUUAUGUGGUGAGACAAUACCUGGCACAAUCUUCCAUGAAACUUAUAAUGCAACCUUUAUCUACAAUACGUAUUUGUUUAUGAAAAAUGAAAGGUAUUUGAUGAACUUUUUAGUUAGUAAAUUCGGUGAAUCAAUUCCUGUGAAGAAGUUUAGAACUAUUGUUGAUGCUUUUGAGAAUUGUCUGUCUCUAAAUAAAAAUGUAGUUAACGGUUUAAGAAAAUGA
Helicoverpa zea (corn earworm) is the source of this 1981-nucleotide messenger RNA. RefSeq lists its product as uncharacterized. The record is from RefSeq and is a predicted model, not a curated record. NCBI's taxonomy places the organism in Eukaryota, Metazoa, Arthropoda, Insecta, Lepidoptera, Noctuidae. The transcript is spliced from 3 exons. Bases 167 to 1981 code for a protein of 604 amino acids.